Molecule: messenger RNA, 6244 nt
Organism: Manduca sexta (tobacco hornworm)
Lineage: Eukaryota; Metazoa; Arthropoda; Insecta; Lepidoptera; Sphingidae
Biological process (GO): endothelial cell migration; Rho protein signal transduction
Cellular component (GO): plasma membrane; endocytic vesicle; axon
Molecular function (GO): guanyl-nucleotide exchange factor activity
Source: RefSeq, a predicted model, not a curated record
GCAUUCAAUACACAUGGAAUACACAGAUAAAAUGAAAAAGUUAUAGAUACGCGAUACGAUAUCAAAGAUUAUCUCGAGCGUCGAGAUAAUAGUUUAAGUGAUAUUGGUGCUAAAAGAAACUACAUACUUAUAAAACAAUCAGACAUAAGACUUGGCCAAGCAUGUUUACUUUAAAUUACGCCGUCUUUAGUGUUGUGUCAUCGUACAGUGUGCUUGGGGCCACGGAACUCAUUAACAAUAAAAAUAUUAUACCGAUAAAUUGAGACCUAAACGCGAUAACCUAAUAUAUUCGAAAGUUGUGUUAUUAGUAUAUCAUUUUCUGGCCCAAUAUUGCUAGUUAUCGGCUCUCUUCAACCGUACCUUUAAACGAUAUUACAAGUGUGAUGAGUUAAUAGUUGAUAAAAUACAGUGCUGAAUAGAGGGCUUGAGUGACAUUGUGGUGAUUUGUGUUACAAACAUUUUGCAAGUGUUAAUUUACUUAUUAAUUAUGGAGAAGUUGAAACAAAAAUCCAAAAAAGACAAAUCAGCAAAAAAUGCUGAUAAAGAUAAGUCCACUUUAUUUAUUUCCGAUGUCAAAAGUCUUAAGGAGAAUCUUAAAAUACGAGAAAUCCUGAGAACUGUUAAAAUGAACAGCAGUAUGAGACUAAAGGCGCCUAGAGGAAGUAAAGUGAUGCAAAACAAAGAUUUCAAUGACAAUGAUGAAUUAUUUGAUGAAACGACGAGUAACGUCAGCCAAGACUCAAUUGAAUCGCCGAGUGCUUUAAAUCCUGUCAUGGUACGGAACUGUUACGGCGACGUAAACGAUCAUAGCCCUGGUAAUGACGCCUCUGGUGAUGUUCACGAAAAUAAUAAACCUAACAACGAAGUACAUAAUAACGAUCGCGAUGAAAUCUCAACACCACUCAAUGAUUCUUUUUUACACAAAAAUCAAAUACAUAAAUCAAAUAGUCUGGCUGAUUGUUUAAAUACGGAUUCCGAGAGUAUAAAAAGCAAUCCUGUUACACCAGUUACUCCACAAUCCCCUACACUAAAUGCAAAAGUCCCGCAACGGCAUCGGAAACUGUCUCUCGACCAAACAAUGUUGUCAAGAAGCCAAAGUUUGUCGCAAUCCAGUGUAGACCUUCAUUCAGUAGGAAAGUCUCCCUUGGAACGAAAAUCGUCAUUUUUUCGAAAGAAAAUGGAUAGCUUUUUAAAGAAUACCACAGAAAUCUUUAAAAGGCAGUCGUUCCAGUCAAAAUCUCCAAGCAUUGAUCGAAGGGGAUCAAUGUCUGUGUCCCUUCAAUCUUUGAAUGGAAGAGCUUUGUAUAACGGAGACAUCAGUGAGGAAACAAUAGACACGCAUGGAGAAGUUCAAGGCAGCGCAACGAGCCUGCAGUCCUCUUUGACGGCGGAACGCAGCGCGUCAAGCCUAUCCGUCGGUCAGAGUGACCGUCUGGCCAGGGAUGUCCAGUUUGGUAGUGACAGUAUCGGCAGCAGCCCAGCCCUCGUAGCGAGCCAGCCUCUCAUUGACGUCUCAUCUAACAGUGUCAACAGUCUGAACGAAGCAUUGGUGCAAGACGCAAUGUUGAACCGGGCGAUCUCGAUGAGUUCUGGACUUGACUCAGCACAAGGGAAAGCUCGACGGAAAGCCUCUAGAUCUAACAGACUCACGUGGGUGGCCAGCGAAGGAAUAACAAAUUACUUCAGGCGUCUCAGCCAAGGCGAGAAAAACCGGGAGAUGCAGGGCUGCCAUUCCUACCAGGAUUUCUCUACUAUACCGGAAAACAAUCUUUGUGGACCCAAAACUGAUUCAAAAGGGAGAAGACUGUCGUACCAGCGAGCGGUGUCAGGCGAGGAUCCACUCCCGCCCUCUAGAUAUCACGAUACGAACCUCCGAAGAAAACCUCUCAUACCCGAAAAUUCUGAGGCGGACUUCGAGCUCGUGCAGUUGCUUGCGGACUACACCCGCAAUGGAGUGCCACCGCUGCGCGGACUCGUCCUCGCCCCCAUCUCAGAUAGGGCCUUCGCCUACCUGUGCUGGGCGGAGCGCAUCGAAAACCUCAUUGAGUAUUACGACAGCAAAGGAGCUGGCCUUAGCAAGACUGAGGAGCAACGCCAGUCUGCCAUCAGGGAGUUGGUGGCUACGGAGGCGGACUACAUACGCCAUCUAGUCUCCAUUGUUGAGAUAUUUAUGGCCGCUGCACACGCACUUCAAGAUAAUGGUAAAAUAUUAGAUAUAGAUACAGAGAAACUAUUUAAUAACAUACCGGAUAUUCUGAACGCAAAUUUAUACUUUUGGGAACAGACACUCGUUCCAAUGUUAACAGAUGCUGUCGAAAAAAGUAUACCAUUUAACACGGAUUUGAUGUCGGGCGGAUUCUGUCGCUUUCGCGAGAUAUUUACGCCAUACGAAAAAUAUGUAAGCCGACAGAACAAAUCCCUGGACUAUCUCAAGUCCUUAUCAAAUAACGUAGACUUUGCAGAGUACUUAACAUGGUGCCACAACAACAAAUCUUGCAAUCGAUUACUCCUAACGGACUUUCUGUCCAAGCCAAUGCAAAGGCUAACCAAAUAUAGCCUCCUGCUGAGAAGAAUAAUAACGCACACGGAAGGAGAACCAGAACGGACUUUACUCAUGGCGAUGGAAGCAUUUACCAAAAACUACGUCCUAGAUGUGAACCGCACGAUCCGGCAGCGUCAAGAGCUGGAGAUGAUCGACCACCUGUCAAAUAUCAUCGACACCUACGAACUCGACUUUAAGGACGAAGAGUUGGACAAAUGCUUUCGCUCGCUGUCAAGUUUGAACCUUAAAGCGCCGAUGCCUAACUGCUUGCCGGGCCAUUCGAGGACACUCAUCUUUCAAGGAGACCUACGCUAUAAGGAUUCCGGGAAGGAGCAAGAUGUCAGAGCCUUCCUCCUGACUGACAUGCUGCUUAUCUGCAAGAAAGUGAACAAGGGACCGUACCAGUAUAAAAUGUUAAGGCCUAAAUUCAUGGUAGACAAGAUGGUACCAUUCCCAAAAAACCCAGUGCGGACACACAAGGACUUAGUGGGACUGAUAUUCGUGGCGGUCGAUGAGGUCGGAUCAGCGUGCACCGCUUUCGCUCUCACAGACCCUGGGAAAGACGCCAACGGUGUCCCUGUUACUCUUAGGACCUGGGAGGCUAAAGUACGCGAGGCGAAGAUGACUUAUGACCUCAGCGUGUUUUAUGCUAAACAUCCUAAUCGAGAUUUCUCGGAAUCAUCAUCCGAUUAUGGAUUGAUAACGGACGAAAGAUAAGACCAAAUCCAAGGAGAAGGAAAAGCAGAUGGGAAAAGAAAUUGAGAAAUUAAGGCAAACAGAAGAAGAUAAAAUGGCAAAAGAUGAGCACGAUGCGAAGGAAAUAAAGAAAUCAGAACAAAUUGAAAAAGAAAAAACGGAAAAACCAGAGAAGGAGCAACAACAGAUAGAGGUACAAAUAGAAAAGGAAAGCCAACAGGAAAAAGACCAUGGCAGAGUUGAGCCUAAAGAACAGAUUGUAGAUGACAAAGAGGAUAUAACAACAGAAUGCGACGAUGCAAAUAAAGACGCGACAGUAAUUAUUAAAGGAAAGGGAAAGGGAAAGGGCAAAAGAACAGACAAGAGCAAGGAUGGAGGCAACGAUGAGACUAAGACCUCAGCAAAAGAUGAAAGUGAGGAAAUAAUCAUUGAGGAAGUGAACAAGAGUUUAGUUCAGGAACAAGACGUAUCCAGUGGCAUAGGACAAGGUGGCGGUUCAUCUGUAAGUGCGAGCGACUUGGCGCAGGGUGACCGCGAUGCUUGACGACGACGGUGGCGCCUGCUGCGCGAAUGAACCGUGAGCAAACGGUUCUCGGUACACCGACUUUACCGCUGGUGCUCCUAAACAAUGUAGGAGAAAAUACUGUGCUGUAAAUAUAGUGAUUUACUAAAGUGAUUGAACAUUAUAAGCCGCAGCUAGAUAAAAACCUAUAGUAUUGUACACGGGUGUACAUAGUUGUACAUAGAUUAUAAAAUUUUAAGAUUUUUCUAAGUUUUCUAAGAUUAUAUUGGGGUAGUUAGCUAUUUUAUUUAAUGUUAAGUUGCGUUUAAAACGGUACAAUGAGCUGGUUGAUUUAUACAGAAAGUUAGGUAUGGUUCCGCUUUGUAAAUAAAUGUGCGUUUGUAUUCCUUAUGAUUAUAUUUUGUUAAUUUUUACUUUAAUAUGUUUGAUAAAUUUUACUCAUAAGUUCCAUUCAUAUAAAACUUUGACAGUUUUUCUUUUUUAAACUUAGGUUUUAUGUUCCAGUUACAGUUAGGCCGCAGAAUUACUUGGUACAUACUGUACUAGUUGAUUACCCUUCAUGACUAUAGCUUUAAUCUGGGUUGUUCCUUAUGUCCCCACGCUACCCCUCCCUUAACUCUUUUUGCUAUAUCUUCUAUUACUUAAUUUACUUUCACGUUCUACCUUUUGUACAUAAUACAAACUUAACAUAGAAUUUGUAAAAUAUGAGUAUUUUUAUAAGAAAUAAUUGUAUUAUGUACGUACUUAGUAUUAUUAAAACGGACAUGAAUUAAAACCUGUGGCUUAAAUAAUACUUGAAGCGCUCACGGUUUCACACGCAUUUCAAAGAUGCGUAUACUGUUCACAUAAUGUGCCUUCUCUGAUCUAUUGGGAAAUCACGGCGUCAUGUUGCCUCGGUAAGAGCCCACCGCGACAGCAUGCCAUCAAAGAUAAGCAAUGGUGUGUUAGUGUCAUCAUGCCAUUCCUCUCCUGAUGCACUUCUAUCUGUUAAUGCGGGUAGUAUUUGUGUUCAUUGUAAAUAACUUGUAAAUAGGUAGUUCGCAUUAACAAUAUUAUGUGCAUCGUUUUACCGUGAUUAUUUCAAUGGUAGGACUGCGCGAUCGUCGAUAGUGUAACGACGUCGCAAGCAGUCCUGUAGGCGCCUACUGCCUAGUCACGAUGAAGAAGCGCGAAUUACGCUCCCGCUCCAGCCCAGCGACUGUUGCGGCUCGUGGCUAGAUUGUCGGCCUCCUAGUGAGCGUACAAGUGUUAAGGGAGCCUUGAUUUAAAAAAUACCUGCUCAUACUUGGCGAAAGCGAAUACCGGAAUAGGCAAACUCGGAUUUCACAUUGUAAUAUAACAUGUUAUCACACUUGAAUACUACAACAAUGGUACCAACAUUUUGGAUAGGACGGAGCAAUACCUCUAGCCUCAACUGAUUGAACUUGUAUUAGAGACUAUUAUUAUUUAUUUAAUGCAACUUACUCCAUACAAAUAUAAUGUUGGAGUUAGUAUUAAGACUAGACAAAGAUAAAAUCAAUUUCUGCAAAGCCACAUACCGGCUACAUUACUUGGUCCUUUAAUUGAUUAUUCUUCAAAUACCCUCAAAUUGUACAUUGUAGUAAAUUUUAGUAUGUACCCAUAUUUUUAUAGUAAUCAGUACAUAUUCAAUUCUCCGCUGUAUGUUUAUAAAUUUAAGCCAUUCUCGUACGUAACAAUAGACACCCUGUACACAUAAUAUUCAUAACUUUAUGAAUUAGAAAACAUUUAUGAACUUCUCUAAGUAAUGCUUACAUAGAUUGUUUCUCCUACUGGUGGAUUAUAGAAUUAUUGAAUUUUAUUGUUACUAUGGGGAUGGUGGGGUUUGUGAAAUAGCAAAUAAACUUCUAUUAUUCGCAAAUUACACAUUGUAGUACAACUUUGCUACUUGUAGGUAUUCCUUCACAGCUAGGAAUUUGAAAAUACCAAAUAUAUUGUAGUCAUAACAUUUAAAUGUGUAUGUACCAAUAAUCUCUCCUGUCUUGGAAAUAGAAAUCAUAAUAGGUUUCGAAAAUAUUGUCAAAAUAUCAAUAUCAGUAGAUUUUUCUCGUCUCUAUCCCCGCCAGUAUAAUUAACCAAUACCUAUAUUAUGAAGCUUCACGAUAUAAUCAUAUAACAAUAUAGCCAGUUGAACAAAAUAGUGAGUUUUUUUCCAUGUGUAUUAUUUUUUUGGAGUCGUGUUUUCUUUGUAAGUUUUAGCUAAGAGAUUUGUUAAUGUUCUUUUGUGUGUGAAAAUACGCUAUAUGGUCAAUAAUGAAAAUAUCCUGUAGCGAAUUAUGCUUGGUAUAUUUAGAUUAUUUUUAAUACAUUAAUUUUACUAGUAUUAUCGUUAAGUUAAACUGUGAUUAAUUAAGUUCAAUAAUCUGCUUAUAAGCGAGGUUAUUUUCACUUUGUAACUCUAAGACAUGUAGCUCCUUUUCAAUAGACAUAUUAGCAUAUAAUAAAAAUAAAAUGAUGAUAUGAAA